AUGCACCCACCAGAUUCGCUCACCACCAGCGCCCUGCCGCUCUCGCUGCCCAUCCCGCCCUCUCAUCUCCCUCCUCCGCCAAUGCCGACCGCGUCCGUCAUCGUCGCCCAACCUCCUCCGCUGCCGGUCGUCGAGCGCCAGUCGAGUGGGCCGAUGUUUACGUUCACGCAGGGAAUACUGCUGGGGCAGGCGAGCAUGAUCCUCCUCGCCGUCCUCUUCCUCAAACACGUCGUCUUCGAAGACCCGAACGCUGCGAAGCGGGAACGAGAACGGAGAAAACGUGCGAUGACAGGCGGGACGAGCGAGACGGAUGGAGAGGCGGGCGGAUUGGAGGAUGGCGCGAGGAGGAAGAGGGAUCGGAAGGGGAAGGGAAAGGCUGCAUCCUUGACGGCCGACCCUCCACCGACGCCCGCUCCUUCAGCCGCCUCUCUACUCGCCUCUCUCUCCUACGACCUCUCCUCCCACGCUCCUGAGUCCCUCGACUGGCUCAACAUCCUCCUCGCCCAACUUAUCUCCUCCUACCGAUCUCUCGCAGCGAAUCACCCCGGCGGCGGUGCGCGACAUCUCAUUGAGGAAUCGUUGAACCGGAGAAGUCGAUUCGGUGCGAGCGAUGAAGAUGAAGAUGGCGGCUCGAGUGGGAUGGUGGGACUGGAUUAUAUCGAGGUCGACGAGGUCGAGCUGGGAGAGGGCUUCCCCGCGUUGACGGACGCGAGGGUGCGGCCAAGCGGUGUGGGCGGCGAGAGUGUGCGCGUCGAGCUGGAUCUCGAGUACACCGAUACCGUCGUCCUCUCCGUCUCGACUCGAGUCGUCAUGAACUUUCCCCGACCACGCUUCGCCGUCCUGCCCGUCUCGCUAUCCAUCACUCUCGAACGCUUCUCCGGUACCGUCACUGUCGAGCUCCCGCCCCUCUCCACUCCAACACCUACACUCAUCCCCUCUCCCGCAUCCGAAGCUCCACCUCGCCAUGCCCAUCCUACCGUCCACCUCUCACUCCAUCCAGACUUCGAUCUGGUCCUCUCCACCUCCUCUCUCCUUGGCUCGCGCGCCAAGCUGCAAGACGUCCCGAAGGUGGAGCAGCUCUUGAAAGCACGGAUACGCGCAGCGAUUCAGGACAAGGUCGUCUGGCCUGGACGGGUCGAGAUUGCUCUACCCGGACUCGUCAGAACCCAUCACCAUCACCACCAAGCGAGCGCCGGAACGGGGACGGGUGCAGACGAUUCUCCCGCAUCGCCCGUCUCACCUCUCGCGACGCACCUUCCGACACCGCCUCCCGACCUGCCUCCUUCUCCCUCUCCUUCCUCCGCACAACCACUCUUGAACCCGCUCCUCACGCGCCUCUCAUCCUCCGACCUCUCCUCAUCCCAAUCAGGCUCGACAACACCCGACACGCCCACCCUCUCGCUCUCCUCCAACACCGGAAAUCCAACAGUCCACCUCCAUCCUCGCGUCAGAUCCGUACCGCACAAAUUUCCUUCACCUUCACUCGGGGUCGGCGUUGAGGGCUUGGGCGGAGUAGGGAUGGGGAUGAGACCGACACCGAGUCCGACGGAGAGUCUGCCGGGAUACUUCCCGCCUCUUCCGGGGACUGGACCUGGCGGGAACGGGCUGGGAGGGAAGAGGGUUGGUGGGACGGCUGGAGCGGGGUUGGGCGGGGCGGGGAUGAGGUAUAGGCCUGCUGCCGGUGUCGGGAUCGGCGUGAGAGGGCGGUAG
Molecule: messenger RNA, 1710 nt
Organism: Rhodotorula toruloides NP11
Lineage: Eukaryota; Fungi; Basidiomycota; Microbotryomycetes; Sporidiobolales; Sporidiobolaceae
Product: mitochondrial outer membrane protein Mmm1
Exons: 4
Coding region: 1-1710 (569 amino acids)
Biological process (GO): mitochondrion organization; phospholipid transport
Cellular component (GO): ERMES complex; endoplasmic reticulum
Molecular function (GO): lipid binding
Source: RefSeq, a predicted model, not a curated record